AUGGUUGAUAACGGACCGAAUCUUGAUUCUAGAAUUCUACCUUUAAAAAAUUUGAAACUUAAUUUGGAUUCAGACAAUCAAUCUUGUAACGAGGAUGUCUCGAGUCAAGCUGGAAGUGAGUCACAGAACACUGAGAAUCAUCAAGAAAAUGGCGAUGGUGGCUUUAAUAGGCCCGUGAAAUACUUCCCAAAGAAGAAAGAGAUCAAAAUCGACGAGAAAAAAAUGGUGGCUGAUGGUAUCGACGCAUCUCAGGGGCAAUCUGAGGAAAAUGCCGAUGAUUGGCUGCCAGCUGUCAGUAGAAGCACUCAUAGAAGAUUCCUCAGGAGGAAAGCUAGGCGUGAGACGAGCGAAGAACAGUCUGAGCUCGGUAGCCAACAAGGCAACUCGAGUGAUGUAGUGAAUGAAAACCUAGACGAUGUUCCCGAACUUUUGGUCGACGAAAGUUAUGGUAAGGUCACCGACGAGAUGAAUGGAGAUGAUGGGGGUAUUUCUGGAAAUUUUGCUCUGAUGAAACUGGAAGAAGAUGGUGGUGCCGAAGAGGAGGAAUAUAUCGAAACAACGGAUCAAGAAAGCCAGGGAAAUGAAAAUUCGGAUACUUUGAAUACGGAUGAUUUAAGCAGUGAACAGAGCUGGACACUCAGGUCAUUAUCCGAGUCUAGCGUGGCGUGUAUUACCAGUGAUUUUGCCAUGCAGAAUGUGCUGCUUCAGAUUGGUUUACGUCUUCUUGCACCCGGAGGAAUGCAGAUUCGUGAGCUUCACAGAUGGGUGUUGAAAUGCCAUGCUUGCUUUAAGGUGACUACUGAGAUUGGUAGGAUUUUCUGCCCCUCGUGUGGAAAUGGAGGCACACUAAGGAAAGUAGCUGUUACGGUUAAUGAAAAUGGUAUUGUGUUGGCUGCUCGUCGACCUCGCAUAUCCUUGCGUGGAACAAAGUUUUCAAUACCUUCACCACAAGGAGGUAGAGAAGGAGUUACCAAGAAUCCUAUCUUACGAGAAGAUCAACUUCCGCAGAAGUUUCUUUAUCCCAAGAACAAGAAGAAAAAUAACCAGGACGGUGACGUUUUCAUACCAGAUGAUGUUUUCCGGCACACUAAUAAGAGAGGUCCAAUCCAGCCUCCAGUUAGGAAAGCAUUAGCUGUUUUCAGUGGAAAAAGGAACCCUAACGACAAUCAUUAUGCACCUCCUAAACGUUGAUUUUAUCGUAUUUCCGAUUUUUAUUUAUUAAUCGGACCCUGAGAAUUCUAGUAUAGCAACUUCGAUGCAUGUGGGUGGCAACUUAAAGAAGAAGAAAGUGAGUUUUUUUUUUUUCCUUCUGUUUUUGACAUUUUUAUUGUUUAUUUUUCGUAUUGUGGACAAUUUGCAUGUAUUGCAAGUAUUUUAAGUUUAUGUGAUUUUUGAAACAUUUUGUUAUUUUAUAUAUUUUUUAUAUCAUUUUAUUUA
Molecule: messenger RNA, 1437 nt
Organism: Erythranthe guttata (spotted monkey flower)
Lineage: Eukaryota; Viridiplantae; Streptophyta; Magnoliopsida; Lamiales; Phrymaceae
Source: RefSeq, a predicted model, not a curated record